UUACAGCAAGGAAGAGAAAGUCCGCCAUUUUCGUGUUCUCAGGAACACAAUCAGAGGAACUAAGUUGGGUUGUUUUAGCGUCUAUUAAGAUGUUACUUUCGAUACUAUUUUCAAUCAACCUUCUUACGGUCCUUUGUACCGUAACAGCAGAAGAAUCUAAACAUGAAGCUAAGGUAGCRUUUUGGUGUGGCAAAGURAAUCAGCAUGUUGACCUGAAGACUGGAGAGUGGAAGACAGAUGACAAUGGUCGGUCAAUGUGUGCUACUAGCAAAGCAGAAGUUYUCCUGUAUUGCCAGCAUACUUAUCCUUCAUUGAAGAUCACCAACAUUGUGGAGGACAACAAUCCUGUUGUUAUUAACCACUGGUGUGGUCCCAAGAAUGUCAAUUGCAGCAGCACCAAAUCAGUUGUGGCAUACAGAUGUCUAGUUGGCCCAUUUGAGGCUGAUGCCUUACUAGUGCCUAAAGGCUGCCGAUUUGGUCAUCUUCACAAGGGCAGCAAGUGCAAAGACCAUGAUCACUGGCACAAAAAGGCACAAGACAAGUGUGAAGAUCAAGAUAUGAAACUCAAGAACUAUGGUAUCUUGAUCCCCUGUGGAAAAGGCAUGUUCACAGGAGUUGAAUAUGUUUGCUGUCCAAAGGACAUGAAAACAGAGAAGCCUAAAGAAGAGCAUCCAGUCAGGAAGCUUAUUGGUGGAUCGGAAGAUGUUGAUAUGCCUAAGACGACAAAGCGCCCAUUGACUUUGAUUGAAAAGUUGGAGGAAGAAACAAAGAAUUAUCCUAAGCACCUGUUAGGCAAGUUGAUUGGCUGUAAUCACAAGAAAUAUCAUCAGCAACGUCAGAAGAUUGAAGCUGAACAUGACAAGCGCAUGUCAAAAGUCAUCAGAGAGUGGGARAAUGCUGAGAAACGUUACAACAUUUUAAAGGAUGACGACUUGAAGCUGGCUGAAGAAAUGUUAGCUGGUGUGCUUGAGCGUUUCAAGAAGAUUGUUGCAAUUUUGGAGCAACAAGUGAAGUUAGAACGUCUCAGCCUUCACGCCGAACAUGCCCAGUGUAUGCAGAUUGAUUUGAAUGACAAGAAAAACAAAGUUUUGAGAUCAUUCUUGAAAGCUUUGAAGAGGAAGCCAGUCGAUGAGAAUGCUAUUCUUAAAGCUAUGAGAAAGUUCAUCAAUGUCAGUACUGAAGAUCGCAUUCAUAAUCACAACCAGUUUGAGCGUAUGAUCAAGAAUAAYCCUGACAAAGCUGAGAAACUGAGAAAAUCUUUCCAUGCCCACCUGAAAUACAUCAAUGACAAAGUCAACCAUACCAUGCAGCUGUUGUACAAGGUUCCAAAGGUUGCUCGCAAAUUUGUCAUGGAACUACCACCAUGGGCACCAAGACUGCAUCUGCCAACARAGAAGCCCACAACAGCCCCAACAACCAAACCAAUCAAGAUCAAAAUGGAGAAACUCAUCUCAAGAGAAGAAAACAAAGUGUCGAGUAAACUCCAUAGGGUACCYUAUCAUAAACUAAGAAAUGAUCACAUGGGUGCAGCUCCGGCCCAGAAGCCUGAUAAUAAAGRUGAUGACCCAGAAAACAAGCCUGAAAACGAAGAGUACUUUGAAGCCCCUCGAUCUCCUGCUACUUUCGCAGUGGUGAUUGGUUUGAGUUGUUGUGCCUUAGUAAUCAUGAUCAUCAUUAUCAUUGCCAUGGCCAUGAGAAAGACAAGACUCAACAAGCCAACAAGAACUGUUCUUGUUGAUCCUGAUGUUGAUCCAAAUUCUGAGAAACAACACCUUGCGAACUUGCAGCAAAAUGGGUAUGAAAAUCCCAUCUAUAAGCUCACUACUUAUUAAAGCUUUUUUCGUUAACUAAUAGAAUAAUUUAGAUUGUGCAGCCCUACUGUAGAUAGAAAAWGGUUAAUAUUGCACUAGGGUAGCAAGUAGAAUUUGUCCCUUCUCAAUAUGUUCUUGUUGUAAUGAGAACAAGGCAAUGUGGUGAAAUUAAGAAUAAUWGACUGCAAUUGUUCAUGAUUUAGGUAACUAUUACUAGUAUAGUUGAGAAUUAAUUGCAUCAUUAGAUAGUGUUUUUAGUCUGUUUAAGGUGUGCAUGAAAACAGGGUUCACCUCCAUUGACUCACCUUGUUGUUGUGUGAAUGACCAUAAUAACAAUUCAGUGCCAUAAACAGACUAUUAACAUUUACCUGGUGCAAUGACUGCACUAAUAAGUAUUGUAGAAUAGAUCACACACAUCUAGCUUCAGUUUGUCAACAUAAACAUGAAAUAUUCCUCCUAGUAGUUGCAGCUUUUACAAAAAAAAAGACAUAAAAACAUAUGUAAAGUUGCAUGUUUUAAGGAUUUGUAAGUAGUUUAAGUAUUUAAUGUUUGGUUGUAAUUUUGUUUACAGUAUAUUUAUCUUACAUUAUUUCUUAUUACUAGACGAUACUAGUGAUAUAUAAAUUACUCUCACUAGUAUAUUAGAAGCAAUUUGGGUUUUGAAUUUUGGUUUGGUUUUUUUGGUUUUCCAUAUUCUUUAUCAGUGUCUAAUUUCAACAUGAUGAAACAUAACUGUAGGACAUUUUAAGUAUCACAAGUUUAUAUAAUUGUGAGAUAACAAGUUUGACAUAACAGACAUGCACAAAAUAACUGACAACAAAUAACGACCAUCAUCCUCAAACAUCAACCUCACCAUAAGCAGAUGCCUCAAGGACUUGUUUAUGUGAGAUAACAAGGACGGUAUAUCACAWACUAGGAAACACAAUCCAACAAUAGAAACAACUGACAACAUUACAUAACAUAGCAACAUUGGUAGUGGGCUAAAAACAAGAAUUUUGUAAGGCRGGUUUUUAUUUUAGAAAAACAGUCACUUACAAACUUAACAUUCAGCAAGGUAGACACUUCUGCUUUGAAUUUAACAGACAAUAGCAUAUUUAUGAAGUUYCAUACAUCGUAAAUGUGUGAUUUUGAAAUUAGACGCUGAUUAAGAUUUGUCAGUGUUAUUAUAUAGUACWAAAAUAUGUAUUUACUUCAUUCUUAUGCAUAGCAUGAUAAAAUAUACUUACUGUGCUUGUAGAGUUGAAUAAGAGCAAUUAGUAAACCCAUUAUACUUGUAUUUAUCUGCAGUAAACCCGCUUUCAUCCACAAGUGAUUAUAAAAUUGCAAUAAAGUUUUAGAAUGCUACAAUAUUUCCCCCAUUUAAAUCUGGUUAAAGUUCUCUGUUGAGACAAGCCAGGUUGUUGACCUGUAAAUUGGCAUCAGGCACAAGGUGGCAGGGCCAUGGGUUCUAUGAGUAAUUCAGGACAAAAUUAAUAAAAAUCAGGCUUUAGUCUYGUGCUAAUCCAGUAGUCGUCAUUCUAACAUUUUACAAUUGUUAUUCACGUGUGGAUUGAGAUUGUCAAUUGUAGUUUUAAUAAACUUAUUUAUCUUGUA
Molecule: messenger RNA, 3404 nt
Organism: Exaiptasia diaphana
Lineage: Eukaryota; Metazoa; Cnidaria; Anthozoa; Actiniaria; Aiptasiidae
Product: amyloid-beta A4 protein
Exons: 8
Coding region: 90-1832 (580 amino acids)
Cellular component (GO): membrane
Molecular function (GO): transition metal ion binding; heparin binding
Source: RefSeq, a predicted model, not a curated record